This is a messenger RNA of Schistocerca cancellata (South American locust), 5000 nucleotides long. RefSeq names its product protein UBASH3A homolog (gene Epp). The record is from RefSeq and is a predicted model, not a curated record. NCBI's taxonomy places the organism in Eukaryota, Metazoa, Arthropoda, Insecta, Orthoptera, Acrididae. The transcript is spliced from 14 exons. The coding region runs from base 22 to 2109 and encodes 695 amino acids. Gene Ontology annotation, molecular function: protein binding.
GUUGAUAGUUCAGCAAAUGAAAUGGCGACAUUACCCCCAAGGAAAAACGCGACACCUACAAAAAUAUCAAGACAGUAUCUAUCACCAUUGCAAAUACUAUUGCAGAUGGGAUUUCCCAAACAUAGAGCGGAGAAGGCAUUAGCAGCAACCGGCCAUAGAGGUGUUCAGCUUGCAUCUGACUGGCUGCUAGCACAUGUGAAUGACCCGACACUGGAUGACAAUAGCCCACGAGAGUACAUAUUAUAUGCAUGCCCAACAGGCCCAUUCUUUGAACAACUGGAAAAUUUUUGGAAUUUGUCGCUUGCACAGUGUGGUUGGAAUGGUGCACACAGUUUCAUGCCUCAUAUAACAUUAGUUUCAUUUUUUAAGGCUCCUGAUGAAAGUGCCCAGCAGUUAGCACGAACUCUCAAGCAUGUUGUUGAACUGCAAAGAGUGAAUUUAAAGGAACCCUUGAAACUGGAAACGUAUGUCUCACAGAACUUCAUGGGUUUUUUUGUGCAUGAGGAGCAUGCUGAUAUUCUGAAAAGGAUUGCCCUGCAAUAUGUUAAAGAGGUGUCAAAUGCAAUCAUAAAUGAUAAUUACGAACACCUCGACGCACUGUCAGCUUGUUUUCCAUGGUGCACCACAGCUACUGAUAGAUAUGUUCCUCGUGGAGUCAAAUCAAAUGAUGGACGUGUUUAUAAGAGGCCAACAGCUGUCAGUAUGGAACCACACGUGAAGUCCUUACAUUUGACUCUGGCUUACCAGUUUUCUCCUACACAGUUCGGAGCAUUGAGAACUUUGGUAGAAAGCCUAAAUCCUUGUGCUCCUGGCAAUUGGGAAGUACGCCUGUACUCCAGGGACCCUCGGUUGUCUUCGAAACAGGUUCACAAAGUUCUGUAUCCACAUAUGCCACGUGAAUCUGAUGAACUUGAGCUCCGCAUUGGUGAUUACAUUUAUAUCAGCAGUGAAGCACUUGUUAACACACCAGAUGGUUGGGUUGAAGGCACUUCAUGGCUUACCGGAUGCACUGGAUUCUUACCUGAGAACUACACAGAAAGGACAGCUGAGUCAGAUGCCUGGACAUUGCACAGAACAGUUAGUCUUAGUGAAACAUCACUGCCAUCUCCCCCUGUGACAGAGCCGGAUGGAACAGUGAAAACCAUGGAUCCUUCAGCAGAUCCGCCUCAUAUAUUCUCUGAGUCUGUGACAGAUGCUACUAGCAGCUCCAAACCAUCAGAUGCAACCAGUGAUUCUGGUGACGAGAAACAUACUGAGGAUGGAGUGGUUUGUACAAGUGCAGAGUCAGAAGCAGCCUCUGAGGUAACGAACAGUGAACCACGCCACCUGUAUAUUGUUCGUCAUGGGGAGAGAAUUGACUUUACAUUUGGAACAUGGAUCCCAUACUGUUUUGAUGAACAAGGUAAAUAUAUUCGCAAAGAUCUCAACAUGCCACAGUUAGUCCCAGCUCGAAGGGGUGGACCACAAUCGUUUUUCAAAGACUGUCCCCUUACAUGUGUUGGGGAACUACAAGCUAAGCUAGUGGGAGAGGCAUUACGAGGUUCUGGAGUUCAAAUGAAGCAUGCAUUCUCAUCACCUUCCCUUCGCUGUGUGCAGACUUGUGCUGGUGUAUUAAGAGGGCUUGGACAAGAAGAUAAACUGCCUAUAGCAAUUGAACCUGGUCUCUUUGAGUGGUUAGCAUGGUAUCCCGAUUCUCUUCCUGACUGGAUGACUAUCGAGGAAUUACAAGCAGCAGGUUUUAAUAUCUGUGCAAACUAUAAGCCACUUAUACGUGUAGAGGAACUGCAUGACCGACAAGAGAGUGUUGAACAGUUUUAUAUGAGAAGUUUUUAUGUAGCACAAAGUAUCGUGAAAAGCACUGCUGAUGUUGGAGGAAAUGUUUUGCUAGUAGGACAUGCAGCAACACUUGAUGUCUGUUCCCGUCAGCUGACAGGAUGUGCACCUAGAAAUCGUGCUGAUAUGACUCGUUUGAUACAGAAGAUACCAUAUUGUAGUACAGCUACAGUUCGUGAGGUCAGCGCUGGAAAAUGGGAACUAGAUGAACCACCAAUACCACCUGUUACACACUCAAAUAAUAUGCGCUUUGAUUGGAAGGCGCUUCUUUCAUAACAGUCACGGAUACUGUUCUAGUUCCUGGUGAUAAAAGCAUUGUGUAUGUUGUAUGUAUUAAGAGGUUUGGACUCUCUUUUGUGAGCAUACUCUGCAUAUGUUUCGGCAGCUAGCACUACCAAAGUUUUACCCCCUGAAGUCAUAUGGUAAUGUGAACUAGUCUGUUUUGCUGACAAGGCACGCAAGCACCAUGCCAAAGGUGUUCCCAAAUACAAGACCAUUUGUGUAUUAUUUAUAUAAUUUCUUGGACAAUAUUAAUAAAACAUUAUUUUUUAAAUAAUAUUCUGUUAAACUUAAUUAAUAUAUUUUAAUAUUACAGUUACAUAUCUGUUACUUAUGGAUACAGGAUUUUUGAAAUAUUAGUGGGCUGGCUAUUUAAGAUUCAAUAUAUUUUUAUACAUGUUGUUUGUUCAUAUUGUUUAGAUAUGUAGCAGGUACUGUAGCUUGACAGAAGGUUAUAUCCAGUAGUUAGUGACUUCUGGUGAUUAAUGUCACUGAGAUAUGGGAAUUGAAUCGCUGCAUCUCCACCCUUAAAUUUUUGUGGCUAAACGGUCUUGGUUCUCCUUAUGCCAGUCAAGAAGCUGCUUUAAUAAAGAGCCAAGUGCAUUAACACACAUGUAGCAGAAGAGAGGUUAGACACGUACAUUUUUCAUUCUCUUUUUAAUUAUCUUUUGUAACUGAAUAAGUGAACAUUAUGGAAAGUCAUUGUGACAGUUCAGUUUUAAACACAGGCACAACUCGCUUGAAGGUAAAUUUUAUAGCUGUUUUCAAAUGUAGCCUGCCCCACCGGUGUCAAAGAGGCUUUUAGUUCUCAUUUUUAGUGGAUUAAUAUCAUAAAAUUCUCUCAAAACACUACAUCUUAUAACCUAACAGUACCAAUCAGCUUGUUAUAAAUAGUAAUGAUACAGCUUCUCCAGUUUUGUUUCUACACACUUAUGUGGCAGCAUUUUCAAGUCAGGAAGUUUUUAAGAUAAUAUAUGUAUAUACUUAUUUUACUCUUGUAAAUUGAAAUCUCGGAGUACUUAAUAUUUUACUAUUAAUGAAUGAAAUAUCUUCAAGACAUCUAUCGGUAUUACAUGUCGGUGAUGGAAUUAUUGAUGAUUUAAUUUGUCACUUUCACUUUACUUGCUGUCCACUUAAUGACCUUUUGGGUUUGGUAAGGCAAUUGUGGACUGAAUAUGUGCUGCAGUACACCAUUUAGUUUGUGUAGCAACUACUUCUUGGAUAUAUGUGGACUUCGUGAAAAGAUUCUGCCAAAAAGCUAUUUGUAAACACUAAACUUUUCUGUCACUCCAUUAAUAUAGACUGAGGCCAUUGAUGAGCUGAUUUGCACAGAAAUAAAUUUGGAAGACACCAUAUUCUAAAAGGCAGUGGAACAUGAAAAAAGUGAAGAUGAAUUUCUUCCAUUAAAUGUUUGUGCAGUGAAAUUCAGAGGCAAUAGUUUCUGAUAUUUAAAGUGACAUUUUGUUGUUACAAACAGUGUUGCACUGGGGUACCGAAGAAAAUUUUUGAUUGUGUUGAUUUCCUAGCAGUUAUUCUUUAAUUUUAAUUAAAAUUGCUCAUGCUUUAGUACAACACACAAAUAUUUAUUUAUUAAUGUUGUCACAACAGUAUUUUAGUUGUCAAAAGAAAUUUGAAAUAGGUUUCUGUAAGUACAAAUUUAGUUGAAGUAACACUUAUUUUAAGAAUUCUGUGAUUGUCUGUUAAGAAGGGAUUUAAGUGUGCAAUGCAAUUAUAUUUCAGGAAUGUCAUUAAAUGUGAUGGGAUGUACGGUCUAACAAAGAUUUGAACAGGAUAAAACUGUGUGCUGGACUGGGAUCUUUGCCUUCUGUAGCCAAGUACUGCUCUGGUUGAGCUAUACAAAAGUAUGAUUCACAACCUGCCCUUGUAGCUCCACAUCCACCACUACCUUGUCUCCUAUCUUCAAGACUCACUGCUGUGAAAAUUUUUGAUUAAUCAUGUUGCUUUAUUAAGGAGUAGGUGCUACAGAAAUAGUAAGACUGGUAAUAAAUGAACAGUCAACUGGUAAAUUUUUCAUACAACUGGACACAGCACAUUAAUAAAUAAUCUUCAGUGAUUAAUGGCAUUCCUGAUGAACUUAAUUUUUAAUUUGCAUACACCAACUCCUUCACUAAAUGUCUUGAUACUUACCUUUUUUCAUUAUAUGAUUUGUACAAUAACUUAGCACAUUCCGUUGAGAGUAAUAAGUGUCUUAAUUAGAUUUCUUUUAACUAGAGAAUAAACUUUAAUUCUUGUCUGUGUGGGAAAUGGAACUUACCUGUCCAGGCAGAAGUUACAUUUCUGUGACUCUUGUAAGCAGCUGAAUAAUGGUUAUGCCCUAUUGACCAUGUUAUCCCUUAUUAAGUACAUGUUUGAGAUGUAGUAAAUUUGAACAAAAAUGACAGAUUAAACGGAAAGGAACAUGUAUGACAGUAUGUAUAUGUAAUUACCAAAAUUUCUUGUAAUUCCAUUUUAUUUUUCUUUGAUGGAAUGUUGUCAUGCAGAGUUUCAAGAAAUAUGUACUGGAGUCAGGUUCUUAUGACUGGUACAGCAUUGUAUGAUUUUUUUAAAUGAAUAUUUUUCUUCUAAUUAAUAUUUUGAAGAGAGAAUGGGUUUUCUAUUGCUCAGCUAUUAAAGAUUUUUCUUGUAUCAAUGAAUAUUUUACAAUACAAUGUGAAAAAUCAUGGCUGUGUUGCAAGUUAUUGCUGUAAUUGCUUUCUAUUUUAACAUACCAUUAAUAGUGGUAAUAUAUUAUUCAUGUUGUGCUCAAUAUUGUAUAAUUCAGACUGACAUCCUCCCAAAGAUGAAAUAUAUGUAUAUUUUAACAGUUGUUACCUGUACGUAUACACAAUGUUUUACAGAUGUGUUCAAUAAAUGCUACUUCCAUUGAA